AUGGCGGUGGCGGCGGCGGCAACGGCGCCCGCGACGGUGGACGACGAGAGGCCCGAGGAGAAAGAGAUGGACUUGCUCCUCAGCGAGAUCCCCCAGGUCACCGCCCCGCAAGGACACCGCCUCGGCGGCGGCGGACCGCCGCCGCGCCAUCACGGGAACUCCACCCCGCGCCAUCACGCCCACGGCGGGGACGCGUACUACGCCAUCGCCAUGACUAGCCGCCGCGAUGACGGUGGCCACCUGCCGGGCGGCGGCGGCGGCGGCGGCUUCCGCGUGUACCCGGCGCCUCCAAGCCCGUUCGUCGGCGGCGCGCCGACCCCGCUGCCGCAGGCGGCGGACGACCCGGCGGAGAAGCUGUGGCUGGCGAACCAGUUCCGCGGCCUGCUCGUCGAGGACGGCGCGCCCGCGCCCGCCAACAACGCCCCGCCGCCAGAUUUCUCCGCGGCCUACUUCGGCUACCACUUCGGGGCGCCGGGUUCCUCCUUCCACGGCGAGCCCCUGCCGCCUGAUCAGGCCAGGGCGGCGGCCGGGUACGCCGCGCCGCCGACGCGCUUCACCCUCGGAGGAGGAGCGGACGUCGGCCUGGUGGGUGGCCACGGCGCCUUCCCUAGAGCCCUGGAUGCCAGCAUGGGCGGCUUCGUGUACAACAGGGCAGGGAACGGCACCGGCAUUGGCUGGGGGCACCCUGGCCAUGGCCAUGCCGAGCCGUUCAUGCUUCCCGGGCAGCAGGCUGCCGCCCCCGCGGAGCACAACUGGGGCUAUCUUGGCAGCACCGGCCCCAUCGCCUUCGACCCCCGAGGCCGUUCACCGAAACAGCAAUGCGAGUACGGCGUGCCUGUGCCUGUGGCUGGGAACCGGUACACCAAAGGCUUCAAUCAGGUGGAGGUGUUCCGCCGCGAGGACGGUCAGAAUUUCGACGGGAAGAAGAACGUCCCUUUCCUGAACCGUGCCAAGGAGAGGAGGUUCCAGCAUCAUGGCAACAGCAGGGCGCUGGAGCUGGAGAGCCCCAGGAUGCUGAGGUACGAGAACAUGGUUGGGGUCAAGGGCUACAUCUACUUCAUGGCCAAGGACCAGAAUGGGUGCCGCUUCCUGCAGCAGAAGUUUGAGGAGGAGAAGCAUCACGUGGAUGUCAUCUUUGAGGGAAUCAUCGACCACAUUGCAGAGCUCAUGACCAACUCCUUUGCCAACUAUCUCAUUCAGAAGCUUCUGGACGUGUGUGAUGAGGAGCAGAGGCUCAGGAUCAUUGUUGUGCUCACAGAGGACCCUGUCAAGCUGCUCAGAAUCUCUCUCAACACACAUGGGACAAGGGCAAUACAGAAAUUGAUAGAGACUGUUAAGACGAGGAAGCAGAUAGCACUCAUUGUUUCGGCCCUAGAACCAGGCUUUAUGCAUCUUGUCAAUGACCUUAAUGGUAAUCAUGUCAUACAGAAAUGCUUGUCCAACUUUGGUGCAGAGGAGAACAAGUUCAUAUUUGACGCUGCUGCAAAUCAUUGUUUUGAAAUGGCAAUACAUCGCCAUGGCUGCUGUGUUUUACAAAAGUGCAUAACUAGUGCACGUGGUGAAAAUCAAGCAAAGCUAAUUGUGGAAGUGUGUGCUCAUGCCUUUCAGCUGGCUCAAGAUCCAUUUGGCAAUUAUGUGGUCCAGUAUGUCCUGGACCAGAGAAUUCCUUCUGCAAAUGCACACCUGGCAUCUCAGUUUGAAGGAAGUUAUGUUUAUCUCUCAAAACAAAAAGUGAGCAGCAAUGUGGUGGAGAAAUGCCUGAAGGUGUUCUCAGACGAGGACAAAGCUGCCAUUGUGUUUGACUUGAUCUCAGUGCCUCAUUUUGAGCAACUGCUGCAAGACCCUUUUGCAAACUAUGUUAUUCAUACUGCCCUUGUUAACAGCAGGGGCCAUGUCCAUAAUGCCCUUGUUGAAGCAAUCCGCCCGCAUGAAGAAGCCCUUCGAACCAGUCCCUGUUGUAAGAGAAUCUCUAGAGCUAUCUCUAGGAGGUGA
This is a messenger RNA of Lolium rigidum, 1992 nucleotides long. Its product is annotated as pumilio domain-containing protein C4G8.03c-like. The coding region runs from base 1 to 1992 and encodes 663 amino acids. The transcript has 5 exons. Gene Ontology annotation, biological process: post-transcriptional regulation of gene expression. Gene Ontology annotation, cellular component: cytoplasm. Gene Ontology annotation, molecular function: mRNA binding. Lineage: Eukaryota; Viridiplantae; Streptophyta; Magnoliopsida; Poales; Poaceae. The record is from RefSeq and is a predicted model, not a curated record.